GUCCAGCUCUUCCGCUCAAUGUUCUCUUUCUACUCUAGUUAGACCUCUGGCCUAGACGCCCUACCACCCUCAUUUUGUCCACUGCGUCCUGCAAUUCCCUCUCGUCCCCAUCAUACUUAACUGAUGGAUCGUUCACUGUCCCUGUGUCGCGCGGACUCCCAGCCAGCCAUACCCAUCUGACGGCAAGGUCAAAUUGCGGGGUGACGGGCUCCAAAUCUCAUACAUACUGAGCAUGGCGUCGGCAUUCCAGGAUUCCUGGCAGAUUGCGCUCGGGGCUGAAAAGGAGCUUACGAAAAGCCUUGCGGAGAAGGAAUCCACAUUUACUUCAGUCUCACAUUUCCUUUCGGAAUUUCGUGCCGCUUGUCAGAAUGCCAUUCUUCAGGACUUUGAAUCUGCUCGCUCCAUUGAUGUGGAAGGCCGCCUAUGGGAUGCACAUCUCAAGAUCAAUACCCGGUUCCGCAAAUUACUUGCCCGAGCUCGCGAUAACAAUGGGAAGAACAAACCGGUAGAGAAAAGAAAGCUGGAGAAGCAUUAUCUGGAUUUCAUCAAGUCAAGCCAACGAUUCUAUCGAGGUUAUAUUCAGCACUUAUCGUCGCAUUUCGGAGGCAUUCCCGAGCUAGAGAAAGUUGCACGCAAAUUCAACUUUGGCAGCUUGUCUGCUCAAUUCCCGGUGAAAGCGUCUGAUAGCCUCCGAAAACAUGUCCUCCAAUCGUGCCAUGCAACCCUUAUUCGCCUGGGCGAUCUCUCCCGUUACCGGGAGACCGAGCUUGUCAGCAAGGAGCGUAACUGGGGCCCUGCCAUCGGGUAUUACGAUCUGGCUACACUGAUCUAUCCCGCCUCUGGCGCCUCUCACAACCAGUUGGCUGUCAUUGCUCUCGCUGAUGGCAAUCAUCUCAGGGCUACUUACCAUUUGUACAGGGCGUUAACCGCCAAAGAAGCCCACCCAUCUGCCAAGAGCAAUUUGGAAAUUGAGUUCAAAAAGGUUAUGAAUGCAUGGACUAAGAGGGAGUUGAUCCGGCCCGAGGAUGCUGGCAUCCCUGGAAGAUCAUUGGCCCCUUGGUUUGUAUAUCUCCAUGCGCAGUGCUACAAAGGGAUCGAUUUCUCCGAACAUGAUGAGCUCGAAAAUGAAGUGAUUAGCCAACUGGCUGUUGAUCUUAAAGAACGUUCCCUUGAAGGCACGUUGCAGAAAUUCUGCUUGAUUAACAUAGCUGCUGAAGACUUUGCUAGAGCGCAGCCAAACGAAAACUCAGGAAGCAAUGCGCGCCACUUUUUUCAGCGAAUUAAUGUGAAGACGUUCUUCACGCUGCUACAGAUUCUCUUGUCUGAAUUGGAGCGGUUCGCUGGAGAGGAUCCUAACAGUAAAGACGACAAUGAAAGCUCAGAAAAGGUGACCGUCGUUGCUCGUCGUAUUCUACCCGCUCUCCGGCAUUACAGUUCCUGGCUUCUUGUCGUCAACAGCGCAUUGGUGGCUCAAAAGGAGGAAAAGGAAACGCCGCUGUCUGUCCAGAUAAAAGAAUUCUGGAAAGUCUAUGCAAAUACGCUAACGCUGCUUGCCUCCACCUUUGACAUUGUGCAUCUCCCUGAAGUUGAAUAUCUUUUGGAAGAAGAUGAAGAGACCCUCGGGUUUGCACCGUUGGUAAAAGAUGCCACUAUCCGUAGGUAUUUGGAUAUACAUGGCGUGCAGAAACCACGUAUGAACGAUUAUGGAGUGGAAAGAAGCCAUCCCAGCAUUGAAAUGCUUUACCGAAUCCGCGAAUUCGUGAUUGACGGCCUUGAUCUUGUGGUGAACAACAAAAUCCCUGUUGCUCUCGUUGACAGUGAUGCCAAAAAGACUUUCAUUUAUAAGGAAGAGGGUCUCCCAUCCCAGUUCUUUUCAAGCCCUCAUGCACAUCAGCAUACGCUUUCGUCAGCUAGCAUUGAUCGAGAGGAUAUACCGCAGGCGACGCGGGAUUCCAGUUACGUCGGCGAUACUAGGAGCAUAUUCGGAGGCUCCCAGUCAGCCACAGCUUCUGUUUCUGCCAAUAUGCAUCGGAUCGUUGAGGGCGUAGAACGGCUAGUCGAGUCAGAUGUUAGUGAAGGUAUACCAGCGGCCCCAGAACAUCUGUCCUUCUUGGAUAAUGGUGGGCCACCAACUCCCCAAGCUCGUCUUUUCGAGCCUAGCCUGUCUGCAUCCUUCCACGACCAGAGUGUCCGCCGUGUUGGUACCCCCAUCGCUCCUCCCGGACUCUGCCCCCCAAUUACAAAGCCUGCGAUCUCCGACCAAACACUAUCACAAGCGUUUACUCCACGACCAGCACUCCCCGGUAUUCCCAGUAUCUGGAACACAACUUUGUCCCCACAGGCUGUGGAUGUUUCUUCGCCUCGGACUCCCCGGUCACCUCCCGGUCUCGGUCAGCGUCCUCUCAGUUCGAUGAUGUCGGGUAGCAACAACUCCAGCUUUCCAUCUCAAGAACUGAUUGCAAAUGACCUUAUGCACCGCCGCAGCUUAAUAGGCUCAAGCCAAUUGCAAAGCUCUCUUGAUCAAUGUGAUCCCCAUUGGUUAUCGUCAACACCUUUUCCCCGCCAUCCUUUCUCAGGGACAAGUUGGAAAGGAGAUCCGUUUGAUGGGGUCAAUCCCUAUCCAGAAAACUUUAGCCAACCCAUCAACAGCAGCCUUGUGAAUGCAUCACGGGCUAACAAUGCCUUCGUAGCCAGUGGCCUUGCUUCUGGAGCUGACUAUCCCAACUCGGGCUUCGGUGGUACUCGCAAAUCGGCCUCGCAGCUCGGCGCGAUCGGACAGACCCCCCCUUGUGGACAGGGUGGUUGAUUUCUGUACCACAUAAUUGGCUGUUUCUACACCGAUAUGACGCCAACAGCACUCCAGAGAAGGUUAGGACCCAGGUUCUAUAUCCGAAGACUAUGAGAUACCUUCAAGGAUAGGUCUUUUUCAUUUGGUUGCCUCUCUUGCCGUCCUGUCACAUCCUAAUGGGUGAAGUUUCAUUCUCACUGAAUUAUUGAUAUGCACUGAGAUGUUGGUUGAAUAUGAUGUAUUGACUUUCUAUGGCCUCAGCAACCUGGGCCACUGGAAGGUUAUUCGUCUAGCUGGAAUUCAAACAUAUGAGAUGGUUCUUACCUCACCACUCCUCUCUUCCCCUUUGUCGACAUAGUAUCUCUGAUUGCCCUUGAGAAGUACACUGAACAAGAAAACCAUCCUUUCUUUCAGAGGGAGAAUGAGUUGCAGUUUGACUGGUGAUUAUCAUGUUUUUAUGGGCCCUUCAUGGUACUUCUUAUUGUAUUUUAUCAUGACUGGUGCAAGCUGAAGAGCCUUGGAGAUAGGUAGUUUUAGUUAUCUGCUCGCGUUAGGUCUAUUCUUCAGGAGAGUCUUAGGACUCGGGAGUUUAGCUCCGCAAUUUAGUGUUCUCUGCAAA
Monascus purpureus is the source of this 3407-nucleotide messenger RNA. The record is from the annotation of a GenBank genome assembly. Lineage: Eukaryota; Fungi; Ascomycota; Eurotiomycetes; Eurotiales; Aspergillaceae.